This is a messenger RNA of Cinara cedri, 498 nucleotides long. NCBI's taxonomy places the organism in Eukaryota, Metazoa, Arthropoda, Insecta, Hemiptera, Aphididae. The record is from the annotation of a GenBank genome assembly.
AUGAUGCAACAGCAUAGCGGCGUCGUUGACUUUUGUUAUGGCGGUGGCGGUGGCGUCACAUCUGUUUGCGAAAAUACGAACGUAACCCGAUCUCGGGUUACGGCAAGAAGUGUGCCGAUAAUUGCACACGGCGGCGACGAAGGCGAAGACGGCGCGUCCACUCGCAUAACCUGGACUCCACUAUCGAUCACUAGUCACGGAAGCACGGGCAAAGUAACUGCACCUGACGGCGAACAAAUUGCGGGCGACUGGUUAGAUGCACAAGUGUUGGACGGUUACGCCGUCUAUAGUCCACACCCGAACACGUGGGUCACACACGACGUGACAAUUGGCGAGACCGCGUGGAAAAAACAAAAAACGCGACGACACCACGGGAGUUUACAUACAUACACACCGAGCUCGGCAAAGGUUGUUGACAGACAAGGGAGCCCAGGCGCAGCAGCGCGGGCCAGUGCAGGCCGUCGGCGGACGCGUCAGAGAGAGGGUAGCCGCCUUUAG